This is a messenger RNA of Purpureocillium lilacinum, 297 nucleotides long. NCBI's taxonomy places the organism in Eukaryota, Fungi, Ascomycota, Sordariomycetes, Hypocreales, Ophiocordycipitaceae. The record is from RefSeq and is a predicted model, not a curated record.
AUGGCCAGCCGACCUCCGAAUCAACGCGUUGGAUCCUCGUCAUCUUCUUGUUCCUCACAUUCCUCGCCUUCAGAGGCUGGCGAAGCAAACGAGCCACCUAGCGGCCGUUGCUCUUGCGCCAGCGUCGGUAUAACUGCUCCGCAGCCUGCAGCCUUCGUCGAGUCUUUACGCUGCAUGCGCUGCGCCCGUUCUGUGGAAAUGAUGUCCACAGACGAUACGAGCACCGUCGGCAUGGUCCGCGUCGCUUUCAACCUUUUCUACUGCAGUUGGUGUGCAAAACUGGUGGGCUACAUAUAA